Molecule: messenger RNA, 5141 nt
Organism: Leopardus geoffroyi (Geoffroy's cat)
Lineage: Eukaryota; Metazoa; Chordata; Mammalia; Carnivora; Felidae
Gene: AFAP1L2
Product: actin filament associated protein 1 like 2
Exons: 21
Coding region: 336-2927 (863 amino acids)
Biological process (GO): positive regulation of epidermal growth factor receptor signaling pathway; positive regulation of DNA-templated transcription; regulation of interleukin-6 production
Cellular component (GO): cytosol
Molecular function (GO): SH3 domain binding; SH2 domain binding
Source: RefSeq, a predicted model, not a curated record
CCCUCGGGCUCGCCAGAACCUCUCCCAGGGUUUGGGCACAGCCGAGUCUUGCGCCCUGCCGCCGCCCCCGGGUCCCGGACGAGAAGGAACUGCCGGGCGGCCGCGGGCGGGGAGCAGGGCCCGGGGCGCGCACAGACCUGGGCGCUGCGGGGGCUCGGCAGCGGAGUUCCCCCGCGGGGGCGGCGCGCCGGGCGGGGACGGGGUCCGAGCGCCAGGAGGUCCGGCGGCGAGCGUGACCUCACGGGGAGGGGCCAGCGCGGCGGCCCGGGCGCGGAGCCGAGCGCCGACAGCGCAGCGCCGGAGCCCAGCGGCCGGGAGCGCACGCCGGGGCCCCGAUGGAGCGGUACAAAGCACAGGGGUGUUGCUGUCUGGUGGUACAGAGAAGGAUCCUGCAGGUUUCUGCUUCCCUGGAGCAGCUGUUGACAGAGCUGGAUGACUUCCUCAAGAUUCUCGACCAAGAGAACCUGAGCAGCACCGCUGUGGUCAAGAAGAGUGGCCUGGCUGAGCUCCUCCGGCUUUACACCAAAAGCAGCAGUUCCGAUGAGGAGUACAUUUAUAUGAACAAAGUGACCGUCAACAGGCCACAGAAUGCGGAGUCCCAAGACAAAGCACCUGAGGAGCAGAACCCACUGCCCAACGGGGAGCCUGGCCAGCACUCCCUGGCCCCUCAGAAGAGCCUUCCAGACCUCCCGCCACCCAAGAUCAUUCCAGAGCGGAAGCAACUCUCCAUCCCCAAGAUUGAGUCUCCAGAGGGUUACUAUGAAGAGGCUGAGCCAUACGACACAUCACUCAACGGUCACUGUGGUGGAUUCUCGCCCACUGGAAUCCCCAGAUGGGUCCAGGUGCCCGACGGAGUCAUUUACGCCACGAUCACCUUGGAGGACGGAGAGGCAGUGAGCAGCUCCUACGAGUCCUACGACGAAGAGGAAAACAGCAAGGGCAAGUCGGCCCCCUAUCAGUGGCCGUCGCCUGAGGCCGGCAUCGAGCUGAUGCGCGACGCCCGCAUCUGUGCCUUCCUGUGGCGCAAGAAGUGGCUGGGACAGUGGGCCAAGCAGCUAUGCGUCGUCAAGGACACCAGGCUCCUGUGCUACAAAUCCUCCAAGGACCACAGCCCGCAGCUGGACGUGAACUUGGUGGGCAGCAGCGUCAUCCACAAGGAAAAGCAAGUGCGGAAGAAGGAGCACAAGCUAAAGAUCACGCCCAUGAACGCCGAUGUGAUCGUGCUCGGCCUGCAGAGCAGGGACCAAGCAGAGCAGUGGCUCAGGGUCAUCCAGGAGGUGAGUGGCCUGCCUGCAGAAGGAGCGCCCGAGGGAAAUCAGUACACCCCAGACGCCCAGCGCCUGAGCGGCCCGAAACCAGAUGUAACGGAGAAGUACGGGUCGGCCCCGGAACAUGGGAGCUCCGUAGAUGGCCACCCUGAGGUCCCAGAGGCCAAAGAUGUCAAGAAGAAAUGUUCUACUGGCCUCAAACUGAGCAACCUAAUGAAUCUGGGCCGGAAGAAGUCUACCUCGCUGGAGCCUCCGGACAGGUCCCUCGAGACAUCCAGCUACCUGAACGUGCUGGUCAACAGCCAGUGGAAGUCCCGCUGGUGCUCCGUCAGGGACAGUCACCUGCACUUCUACCUGGACCGGAACCGGAGCAAGGUGGCCCAGCAGCCCGUCAGCCUGCUGGGCUGUGAGGUGGUCCCAGACCCGAGCCCCGACCACCUCUACUCCUUCCGCAUCCUGCACCACGGCGAGGAGCUGGCCAAGCUCGAGGCCAAGUCUUCCGAGGAAAUGGGCCACUGGCUAGGCCUCCUGCUCUCUGAGUCAGGCUCCAAGACAGACCCGGAGGAAUUCACCUACGACUACGUGGAUGCUGACAGGGUGUCCUGUAUCGUGAGUGCGGCCAAAACCUCUCUGCUACUGAUGCAGAGGAAGUUCUCAGAGCCAAACACUUACAUCGAUGGCCUGCCCAGCCAGGACCGCCAGGAGAUGCUGUAUGACGACGUGGAAGUGUCGGAGCUGACGGCCAUGGUGGAAACGCUCGAAGCCGCCCCUGUGACAGACGCUCUGAGCGAGCCCCCGCCGGACCGAGUAUACCUGGACCUCACACCUGUCAAGUCCUUUCUGCACAGCCCCAGCAGUGCACAGACCCGGGCCCACUCCCCACUGCCAUCCCACCUGGACCCCCCAGCCGAGGCUCUCCCUGCAGACCCGGGCCCUGCCCCAGAUGAGCCCCUCGGAGAGCCUCCAGAGAACCCCAAGCUGCAGCAGACGCGGCAGGAGAGUCCGGAGUCUGAAGAGCCUUCCGGGAGACUCACGACCGUCAAAAUCCAGACCGAACAGCAGAAGAUCUCCUUCCCAUCGAGCUGCCCCGACACUACGGCCGUCCCCCCAGCGGGGGCCAGCCCGCCUGUGAAGGACAAGCUGAGGGUGACCACUGCAGAGAUCAAACUGGGCAAGAAUAGGACAGAAGCCGAGGUGAAGCGGUACACAGAGGAGAAGGAGAGGCUCGAGAAGAAGAAGGAAGAAAUCCGGGGGCACCUGGCUCAGCUCCGGAAAGAGAAACGGGAGCUGAGAGAGACCCUGUUAAAAUGCACAGACAAGGGAGUCCUGGCCAGCCUGGAGCAGAAGCUGAAGGAAAUCGACGAGGAGUGCAGGGUCGAGGAGAGCAGGCGUGUGGACCUCGAGCUCAACAUCGUGGAGGUGAAGGACAACCUGAAGAAGGCAGAGGCCGGGCCCGUGACGCUGGGCACCACUGUGGACACCACCCACCUGGAGAACGUGAGCCCCCGGCCCAAGGCUGCCACCCCCACCCCUGCCCCCGACUGCACCCCGGUCAACUCUGCCACCGCGCUCAAGAACAGGCCUCUUUCGGUCAUGGUCACGGGCAAAGGCACCGUCCUCCAGAAAGCGAAGGAAUGGGAGAAGAAAGGAACAAGUUAGGCAACGAGUUUCAUCUAAAGACUUUUCCUGCCAUCGUGGACCUUGGUGACAAUCCUGCUUCAUUAAAGUCUCUUUGUUCAGAAGAAAAAAGGACUAUGGUACUACAGGUGGAGAGCACUGUCCGUCUUCAGAGCCAAAGGAAAUAAUGUAUAACAACAAAAAGAGGGCUUCUCUGGAGACCUAGGUCUACUGAGUGGAAACAAUCCAUUGUUGUAUUCAGGUGUAUUCUGUGUUUCUUCUUUGGAGUUUUCAUCAACUGCUGUAUCAAGCUUUGUAAGUAGCGAAAAGCUUCUGAUGGUGAGACUUUGGUGGGAAAGAAGUCAAGGUAGCAGGACCCUGACCCACUGGUCGUGUGGCUUUGGUGACCGAGAAGACCUGCACUCUGGACUGUCACCUCUCAUCCAAGGGUCUUCUCUCCAACAUUAGCAAGUCCUACUCAGUCUUUCGUGGUUUUAAAACAGCCUCGAUACCACCUGUGUAAAGCCAUCCGUGACAUGUUUUGAAAAAACAGGAACAGGGGAGAAUAUUUGGGACCAAGCUGAGGUGAGGUCCCCACUAAGUUCAGGACUUUUUUUUUUUUUUUUUCCAGCCUCAAGCAGGCCUGAAUCAAUUGCUUUUAAAUAAAAUUUUAAGUGAUGCUGUGUUAUAUAGGGGGAAAAAAAUGUUUAAAAUCCUGUAAUUUAGAACAGCGAAAAGUGUCUUUUUGAGAUUUGAAAGUAUCUUUUUGAGAUCGGACUUUUUACGUUACCAUAGGAGAAAAGAUGACCCAGCGUUUACAGAUUCCGUCCUGUGGCCAGGCCAUUUUUAAGGGAAAAGUUAUUUAAGUUCUGCGUAAUGUCCAGGCCCCUUCCGUGAAGAAGGUGGCGAAUUUUGUUUCGGGGUGACUCUCUCUCCUCUUAAAAUUGGCAGUGCUGUUCUUCUGUGUCUUCUCUUCUGAUGUGUCUGUUGUUAACACCGAUUGAAACAUUUCAUCUGUCAUUUCUGCCUCGUUUCGGGGGCGGGGUGGGGGGCGGUGAUCAAUCAGCGUUCUCUAACACUGGUUCCUGAGAACUAAAAUUCUUCUGAUUUCUACAGUCUUUCUAAUCCCAGGGCAUUUAUUUCCUUUGUGCUAUAUACGCUUGGUGCCCUUUACCAAGUGAUGAGUUCGAUUUUUUUUUUUUUUUUUUUUUUUUAAUAAAACGUUAAUUGUAUUUUGGGUUUUUCCUUGUUAUUUCACGGAAUUAUUUGGGGCAGUGCCUGGUGACUUCUGCCUCAAGGGGGCAACGUCUUGGUUAUUUACCUACUAGACUUGAAACUACGUGCAGUAAAAACUGAUGGCAGUGUGAUCCCAGCGUCAGUAAGGCUAAAAAGGAUUUUAAAGGAAACCUGUGUGAUCGGUUUCUGCAGAUACACGACUGAAAAUCAAUACGCCCGGAAGUUAAACACACUCCUAAAUCAUGCUUGGGGCAAAGAAACGGACCGAUACUUGGAAGGUUGCCUAAGGAGCGAAAAGUUCCAUGCGUGAAUGCGCUUAUUUUAAAAAGCACAAAAUCUGGCUCGUUGAAAUCGCUAAUAAAAAGACAACGUAAAAGGCCCUUAAGUUGGAAGAGUAUGUCUUUUCCGUUUUGUCAAGUUUUAGCGUAGUUCUGAUGCCAAAAAUCCAACACAAAUCACCAAAGAAAAACCAAAUCUCAUUUUUGGGGACAAAAAUGAAAAAAACCCCGAAUAUUGGCAAGUGAAAUUCAACAGUGUUUAAAGACUCAUGCAGCAUGACCGGGUCAUGUUUAUCCACGGAAGCAACGGUGGUUCAACGAUUAAAACUAUACUAAUGGGCCAUUUAUGAUAUGAACAGAUUAAAUGUGAAAAAGAACAUUAUCUCAAAGGAAACAGAAGAGCAUACCACAAAUCUCAAUACUCCUAAUAAACACUCUUCAUAAUCCAGGAAUAGAAAGAAGUAUUCCUAACCUGAUAAAGUAAUCCACAAAAAUAACACAUCAUGAUGGGAGAUCGCUUCAGGUCCAAAAACAGAUACCACUACUCUUUAAAACAUUAUUCUGGAGGUCCCUAGACAAUGCAAAACGACAUGAGAAGGUACUAGCACAAAUAUCAAAAGGAAGAAAUACGACUGAUUAUUUACAAAUACCUUUCUAGAAAAGCAAAUUAACAACAGGAGUAGAGCGUCUAGCAAGGUGGCUGCAAUCAGGAUCAUUCAGAAAAUAAAAUUUAUGACCUAUU